UCUAGGCGCUGGAGAAAAACUUCAUCCGCGCCCACAGGCCCCUUUUCCGCAGGCUGCGCUGGCGGCCCAGGUUUGCAGGCCGGAAGUGAAACGUUCUUUUUUGAUUUUUUAAAAAGGAAGCCUCCGGCCCUACGGUUUUCUGGGGUUAGGGUGGAUACGUGUGCUGGGGGAGGCGGAGACGUCCCGCUCCAGGCAGGGCCUCGAGUCUCAUAGGUGGGGAAAUCUCACUGCCAAAUAGGAGGCCUUUCGGAGCCUCAGUGUCCCCAUCUGCAGACUGGGCUCUGACUUCUGGCUUAAGAGGGUGUGUGAGAGUAAAAGGAGACGGCUAGCCCCGUGCCGGGAGACACGUCAGCCAUGUCAUCUGAGCCUCCCCCACCACCACAGGCCCCCGCCCAUCAAGCUUCAGUAGGGCUGCUGGACACCCCUCGGACCCGCGAGCGCUCGCCAUCCCCUCUGCGGGGCAACGUGGUCCCAAGUCCACUGCCCACUCGCCGGACAAGGACCUUCUCAGCGACGGUGCGGGCUUCACAGGGCCCCGUCUACAAAGGAGUCUGCAAAUGCUUCUGCCGAUCCAAGGGCCACGGCUUCAUUACCCCAGCUGAUGGUGGCCCCGACAUCUUCCUGCACAUCUCUGAUGUGGAAGGGGAGUAUGUCCCAGUGGAAGGCGACGAGGUCACCUAUAAGAUGUGCUCCAUCCCGCCCAAGAAUGAGAAGCUGCAGGCUGUGGAGGUUGUUAUCACCCACCUGGCACCAGGCACCAAGCAUGAGACCUGGUCCGGACACGUCGUCAGCUCCUAGGAGAUGCUGGAAGCACCCCUUCUCCUGUGCUUGUGGGAGACUUUGCGGGGAGGAGGCGGCAGACACUCGAGGUGACAUUCUUCCAUACGAGACGGGGCUUCGGAGGGGCAUGGUCCCUUUCAAGUAUGUCCUGGAGGAAGGGGUGUUGGAGGCAGGUGUGGGGUGUUCCGGCCACCAGCACAGCCUCUGACCAUCACAACAACCUCUCACCAUCUGAAGAGCAUUAAAAGCAUUUAAAAAGGA
This is a messenger RNA of Piliocolobus tephrosceles (Ugandan red Colobus), 1041 nucleotides long. RefSeq names its product calcium regulated heat stable protein 1 (gene CARHSP1). Lineage: Eukaryota; Metazoa; Chordata; Mammalia; Primates; Cercopithecidae. Gene Ontology annotation, cellular component: cytoplasm. The transcript is spliced from 4 exons. The record is from RefSeq and is a predicted model, not a curated record. Gene Ontology annotation, molecular function: mRNA 3'-UTR binding. The coding region runs from base 355 to 798 and encodes 147 amino acids. Gene Ontology annotation, biological process: regulation of mRNA stability.